Molecule: messenger RNA, 3848 nt
Organism: Lotus japonicus
Lineage: Eukaryota; Viridiplantae; Streptophyta; Magnoliopsida; Fabales; Fabaceae
Exons: 6
Coding region: 353-3616 (1087 amino acids)
Molecular function (GO): zinc ion binding; nucleic acid binding
Source: RefSeq, a predicted model, not a curated record
CAUUUUAUAGUUUUUUGGCUUAAUUGCACUUUUGGUCCCCCAACUAUGGCCUUCCUGCGAAAAUCGUCCCUAAACUUCAAAAUUAGCAAAACUCGUCCCCCAACUAUACACACAGUUGCAAUUUUGGUAUUCCGUUAGCAUUCCGUCAGAAAUCUAACGUGAGAAGCUUACGUGGCUUACUCACGCGUUUCUCACGUGAUCAUUCAGGAGAGAGAGUGAUGAGUGGACAAACAUGUGAUUUUCACGUGACCUAACUAAGCUACAACAGGUCAAAAUUAGGGUUUUUAAUUUCAAAACCUAAGGGACCAAAAUUGCAGCUCACAGAAAAUCCUAGGAGAAGAGAACGAUCACGAUGACAGCCAAGAAGGCGACGCCGACGAAGAAGGUGAAGAAGACGACGCCGACGAAGAAGGCAACAAUGAAGAAGAGCACCCCGAGGAAGAAACCAUCUGCGACCAACAACAAUGGACCCAAGAAGGGGACCCCGAGGAAAGUGAUUGAGAAGAACGUGGAUUGUGACAAGGAAGAAGCAAGUAGUGUGGUCCCAGAACGUGAAGUUUCUCGGGAUGCUGUUCCUUUGCCCUCUACCCAUGUGCGAAGCUCCUUAGUGUCUAAUAGUAUAAGAAUACUGCUGCAUCAUGGUGGGAAAUUGACCUUUGAACCCAAAUUUGAAUAUCAUGGUGGUUCUGUAGAACAAUUGGUUGACUGGGACACAGAUGUAAUAUCUUCUAUUGAGAUGGGUAAGGAGGUAUUUAAAUUAGGGUAUAAGGCUUUUAAAGCUUUAUGGUACAGGCACCCUGGGGCAAUAGGUCCAAGUGGGAAUAGGCGUAUAAUCACUGAUAAGGAUGUGCACCAGUUCUGCUCUGAUGUUAAGGGGUAUAAUCUAGUCCAUUUAUUUGUUGAGCAUGACAAUGAGAUAUCAUUAGAUGUUGUUGACUCAGAUGAUGAUGUGGCAAUAGUUGAUAGGUUGGAUGUGAUUUGUGGAAAGUUGAUUCAGGGAGGAAAGGAUGUGGAAAAGGAUAAGGUGAUUCAAGAGGAGGUUGUUUCUGUGGCACUAGAGUGUGAGAAGGAUGAAGUGGUUGAAGAAGAACCUGAUAAGGAAAGGGUGGUGGAAGAAGAGGUUGGUAAGGACAAGUUAGUGGUACAAGAGGCUGAGAAGGAAAAGUUAGUGGAAGAAGAGGCUGAGAAUGUAGUGGCAGAACAGGUUGAGAAGGAGAAGAUAGUGACAGAACAGGUUGAGAAGGAUAACCAAGUGGUGGGAGAAGAGGGAGAUGAUGAGUCAUAUCACCCUAACAGUGAUGACAGUGAUGAUUCCUCAGUGGUGUCACUAGAUGAUAGUGACUAUGAGGAAAACUGGGACUGGACCACAGUCUUGCCUCAUGAGUCCCUUGUUGAUAUACCUCAUGAUGCUCCACCACCUGAUCUGUAUGAACUUUCAUUACCUGUAGACACUAAUGAUCCAGGAGCAACAUACUCAGAUUUUGAAGAUGAAGAUGGGGAUUCUGAUGAUUUAGAGAGUCCAUCUGAAGGAGAAGGAGAGGGAAGGGCAAGGAGAUACCCCAGGUUUAGACCUGCAGAAGAUGGUGAUAGUGUGAACUUUGUCCUUGGUCAGAUAUUUGACAGUAAGGAUAUUUUUAUUCAUGCUGUUAAGGAAUUUGCUCUGCAACAUAAGAAAGAUAUGAAAAUAGUGAAGAAUGACAAGAAGAGGGUGGUUGUUAAUUGUGUCAAAGGCUGCCCAUUUAAUCUGAGAAUCAGUAAGACAAAUAACAGGCACUACUUCCUGCUUGUCACAUAUGAGGCUACUCACAAUUGCUGCAGGUCUGCAUCAAACAGGCAGGCUAAGACUAUUUUUAUGGCUAGGAAGUACAUGCCUCUUCUCAGGCACAGUCCUAACUUGAGCAUACCUGGAUUAAUUGAAGAAGCAAGAAGUAGGUGGGGUAUACAUUUGGGGUGGUGGAAAGCUUACAGGGCAAAAGUCAAGGCUAUAGAGAUGAUUCAGGGUGCAUGCACUGACCAGUACAGUCACUUGAGAAAUUAUGCUCAUGAACUGCUGAGAAGCAAUCCUGGCAGCACUGUAAUCAUCAAGAGUGAGGAGGGACCUAAAGGGCCAGUGUUCAUGAGAAUAUAUGUUUGUUUGGCUGCAACAAAACAAGCAUUUGCAAACACAUGUAGACCUCUAAUUGGUCUAGAUGGAUGUUUUUUGAAAGGCACUUAUGGAGGGCAGCUCCUAGCAGCUGUAGGGAAGGAUGGAAACAAUCAAAUGUUUCCAAUAUGCUAUGCUGUGGUAGAGGCAGAAACUAAGGACUCUUGGAACUGGUUUGUGAGUUUGUUGUUGGAGGAUCUAGACCAAAUUAAGAAGAAAAAGUGGGCUUUUAUCUCUGAUCAGCAGAAGGGUUUAGUUCCCACUCUCCAGGAGCUCAUUCCUGAUGUUGACCACAGACUAUGUGUGAAACAUAUCUAUGGUAACUUCAGGAAGAAGUAUCCAGGAUCAGAAUUGAAAGUGGCAUUGUGGAAGGCAGCCAGGGCAAGCACAGUGCAGGAGUGGAAGAAAGAAAUGGAUUUGAUGAAGGCAUUUAGUGAAGAGGCUUACAAUGACAUGAUGAGGCUGCCAGCAAAGCAGUGGGCAAGAUCAGCCUAUAGCACAGACACAAGAUGUGAUUUGCAGGUCAACAAUAUGUGCGAGGCAUUUAAUAUGGCAGUGUUGGAGCAUAGGGACAAGCCCAUUAUUUCUCUGCUAGAGGGGCUGAAGUUUUACAUCAACAAUAGGAUUGUCAAGCAGAGACAAUUGAUGCUGAGAUGGAAGACUUCAAUCAUAUGCCCACUGAUUCAGCAAAGGUUGGAAUUCUCCAAGGAAGCAGCUGAUAAAUGCGUAGCAGUUUGGAAUGGUUCUGACAAUUUCAGACACUUCCAAGUGAAGAGAGAUUCUGAUUCUUAUGUUGUAGACCUGGAAGAAAGGACAUGUGCCUGCAGGAGAUGGCAGUUAACAGGCAUUCCUUGCUCACAUUCCAUUGCAUGUAUGUGGUUUGCACGCCGGAAACCUGAGAACUAUGUGGAUCCAAGCUACAGGAAAUCAACUUUCCUGGAAACAUAUUCUUAUCUAAUCCAGCCCAAUAAUGGGCCUAAGUUAUGGCCAGAAGAUCCUGCACCACCCCUGAACCCUCCUUUUGUAAGAAGAGCUCCUGGGAGGCCAAAGAAGGCUAGAAACAAGGCAAAUGAUGAGAAGAAGAACCCUACAAAGUUGAAGAAAGGAGGUUCUGCACUAAAAUGUAGAAGAUGUGGAGGACAAGGGCACAAUGUAAGAACUUGCAAAGCCAAGGACCUAGCUGACAGAGAGAUUCCUGUUGGAGGGAAUAAGGAUAACCCUACACUACUGCAACCUGAGCAGAGGGAUGUGCAAACUACUCAAAAUGCAACUCAGGAUGCACCUCCUGUGAGCCAGACCCAGGGUGAUCCUCCUCUUAGCCAAUCUCAGGCUCCACAGGCUCCACAAUCUCAGGCUCCACAUGCUCAAGCUAAAGGGAAAGGGAAAGUGAAACAGCCAGCCAAAGGGAAACAGGGACACAAUGCUAAGGGAGGAAAGAAGAGGAAGCUUGGAGAAGUUAGUGGAUCAAAGUAGUAAUGUGUUUUAGGCUUCAAAAAGUGUAAUGUGUUUUAGGCUUAAGUGACAAUCUUGCAAUGUGACUCUUUUUAAUGUUUCUGUAAUGUGGUUUAGGCCUAAGUGCCAAUUGAGCAAUGUGACUCUUUUUAUGGUUUCUGUAAUGUUGUUAAGGCCUAAGUGCCAAUUGUGUACUCUACUGUGGGUGUUUGAUGACAAAUGAAGGCCUAAGUGCCACUGUUAUUUUGUUGAA